AUGUCCGUACCGAAGAGCCCUAGCUGUCAUUUAGAAGACUCGCUCGCUUUGGCAACGGUGGUGUAUGCACUGGACUAUGUUUACAUAAUGGCCCUGGACGAAACGUACUCUCGACGUGGAAAACCUACAGAUAGUGACAAAGAGUCGAAUCAAUCAGAAAGUGAUACAACUGAAGAUUCUGGUACAGAGUUCGAAGCUUCAGAUAUAAACUCUGGGCUUUCGAGACAGCAACCGGAUGACGGUUUCCAAGACUUGCUAACCCACAUUUCAGAGGCUUUUCCCAUAGUUAUCAAGAAAUUGUGGUUAUUCUACGAGUUACAAGAACGCGCGAGAUUCUUUCUGAAACUCAAGAAGAGAUCUCAGGAGAAGACGUCGGCGGAGAUUUUAGGGAAACAAUUGGAAACGAGAGACAUUUUCGGAUGGACAGCCUUACACUACGCUGCAGCUUGUCGAGACUUGAAAGUUGUAGGGCGCAACAGUGUCGGCAACGCUGCCCUUUCAGACCGAAAACGCCCAGGGAACUUGUGGCUGGACAAUCUUGGGAGAGGCCCAGUACAUAUAGCCUCCUUGACGGGAAACUCGGAGUUCUUGAAGAUGUUUCUCAUAACCAUGUUAGAAGAUGACGUCCGAUCAACGCUAAAAUCGACAGGCCUGGAUGGUAUGACCCCAGUUCAUCUUGCUAUUGCGGGAGGGCAUGAGAAGUGCCUUGACGUUUUCUCCAAACUCUCAUUCUUUUUUGACUUAGAUUCCAAAGAAGAUGCCUGGAAACGGAGUCCAGUCCACCUUGCGAUUUUCCAGGGCCAAUAUUCGUGCUGCACCGCAUUACUCGAGAGCGGAAAGUUCAAGUUCAACCCAAGUGCCCUUGAUACUCUCGGCAACUCAAUCUUGCCCUACCUUGAUGAAAAGGAUGAUGAACAGAAAGAGACUGGACAUUUGUUACUCAGAAACUAUUCGGAGACAUUCCAAGAGAAGGACAAAGAAGGGAAGGACAAAUUUGCAUUACAUUAUGUGGUUGAGUCCGAGGAUUGCGAUAACGAAGUCCGUCAUGGAAUCAUUAUCGGGCUUGUUCAAGCCAUGGAAGGUGCUGACAUGAAAAGCAUUGAUGUCAAGGAAAAUCAUGGACGCACACCACCACACAUCGCUGCAGAGAAGGCAAAUAGUUCGGUAGUCUUUGACCUCCUCAACUCAGGCGCAGACCCCAAUACCAAAGACAAAGACGGUGAAAAUGCAUUGCAUCGUGCGGUGAUGAUGUGGAGCAAUGGUGAGGAAUCCGCCAAAACAAUGCUGGAAAUCACUCUAAGACUUCUCAGAAAGGCACCCGGUUGCAUGGGUGCAUGGGAUAACACGCAUGGUACACCGCUAACCUGGGCCUGUAGAUCGAGAAGCAUAAUAUACCGCAUAACCUCAGGGGGCAUUAAAGACUAA
Molecule: messenger RNA, 1425 nt
Organism: Fusarium venenatum
Lineage: Eukaryota; Fungi; Ascomycota; Sordariomycetes; Hypocreales; Nectriaceae
Source: RefSeq, a predicted model, not a curated record